This is a messenger RNA of Ruditapes philippinarum (Manila clam), 3419 nucleotides long. RefSeq names its product DNA excision repair protein ERCC-8-like. Bases 138 to 1376 code for a protein of 412 amino acids. The transcript has 5 exons. Gene Ontology annotation, biological process: protein polyubiquitination; transcription-coupled nucleotide-excision repair; proteasome-mediated ubiquitin-dependent protein catabolic process. Gene Ontology annotation, cellular component: Cul4A-RING E3 ubiquitin ligase complex; nucleotide-excision repair complex. NCBI's taxonomy places the organism in Eukaryota, Metazoa, Mollusca, Bivalvia, Venerida, Veneridae. Gene Ontology annotation, molecular function: protein binding. The record is from RefSeq and is a predicted model, not a curated record.
CACACCGGGAUCAUACCGAAAAUAGACAGGUUUUAGAGAGUUCUUUUACAUUUCACAAAAGUCAGCAAUAUAUUAAUGUAUCUUAUGUGUAAUGCCAUAAUUAAAGUUUUGAAGUUGAUUUCUCAGCUGAACUCAAUAUGUUACGUUUCUUGAAUUCAAGAGAAUCGGGCGUCAGUGACCCCAUACAGUUUUACAGGGCAGAAACCACAAGGCGAGUUUUCAAUCUUGGUCUCAGUGAAAAUAAAGAGUUUGAAAGACUGUUUGCUGGAAACAUCAACACGUUAGAUGUGGACCUUAUUGAAAGCAGAUAUCUUUUAGCUGGCGGAGCUGAAGGUUUCAUUAUGAUUUAUGAUGUUUAUAACAACACUGGGAAUGUCAAAUAUAAAUGUAACUCUGUUGGAACAAUUGCCCUCAACAGCCGACAUAGACACAAAUUUAGUGUGGAGACUGUACUAUGGUAUCCAUUAGACACAGGAAUGUUCACAUCAAGUGGUACUGACAACCUUCUUAAAAUCUGGGAUACAAACAGGCUUAAGCCUGCAGAUCAGUAUGAGUUUAGCAGUGUUGUAUUCAACCAUCACAUGUCUCCCAUAGCAACAAAACAUUGUUUAAUUGCCGUAGCAACACAGAGUUCCUCUGUCAAGCUGGUCGAUCUAAAAUCUGGCUCUGCUACACACAGUCUGAAAGGGCACAGCAAGGGUGUUUUUAAUGUAAAGUGGUCACCCUAUCAUGAAUUUGUCUUGGCAUCUGCUGGUUCUGACAAUAGAAUUUUCCUGUGGGACAUAAGAAAUGCAAAGGGGAGUAUGUUAGAUUUUGACCAAUAUAAUGGAAGGCCACCUAAAGACAUGAUUAACAAUGGGUUGACAUCACAUAAUCGACCAGUGACUGGCGUUCAGUUUUCUUCAGAUGGUUUACGUCUUGUGUCAUGCGGGCUAGACAAUAAAGCCCAUAUAUGGUGCACACAAACUGGCAAAAAUUUAAAUCUAGACUUUUCAGUAAAUAGCAUGGGAACAAGAACUUCACAAUUUGCAAUAUCUCAAGGAAGUGCACCAGAUUUGAUAUUUAUGCCAAAUGGUAAAAGUAUAGAUGCAUUCGAUUUAAACACGGGGAAAAGACAAUAUACGUUACAUGGUCAUUUCAGACAAGUUACAUGUUGCUACUAUCAUGCCGAUUUUCAUGAAUUGUAUUCCGGUAGUGGUGAUAGAAAUAUUCUAGUUUGGGAAGCAAAAACGGGAACCAGUGUUAACUAUGUGUGUAAGAAGGAAACAAAGAGUGUGAAACAGGAACCAGGAAGUGAAUUACUGGUGACAAAUAUGGAACCAGUUACAGCAAUACAAGCUACUGCUGAUAGUUGGAGUAGUGACGAAGAAACUUGAAAUGUAUAUUUAAGAAUAGGAAACAGUUUAUAUAUAACAAACAUUGAAAGUUAUGAGUUAUUUUGGUUUGAUCUGAAGUUAAUUUCUGUUCAACUGAAUUUUUUGGAUUUGACUUAACUUGCCUUGAAUUUGGAAGUAUUGGUGCUAUAUUUCAGGAGUUACAAUAUCAGAAUACAAAUGUUUUGUGCAAUAUACUACAGUGUCUGGUCAGACCAUUGGGUUACCUCAAUAGGUAAAGCGUUGGACCAUAACUCAGGUGACCGGGAUUUGAACCCCGACAGUGGAGUUCUCUUUCGUUGUGAUUGAUCAUGAGAUCCUUUUUACCGUCAUUUGUAUUGUAUCUCUGCUCUGGCAUAUACAGAAAGUUUCAGUACCAUGUGAAAAUGAAGGCAACUAGUAUUGGUAAACUGCUUGACAUCCUAUCCAGCUGAAAUGUGCUCUGGUAAGUUCAAUGUGGCUAACUGCCAUGAUCUGGAGUGAAAAUUACCAACACCACCACACAUUUACAACAGCUGGCUUGCUGGUUUCAUACUGUUCAGUUAUGUUGAUUAUUAUGAUUUUGCAGCAUAUAGUUGAUGUUUCUGUACUGUUCUGAAAAAAUUACUGUCAAUUUCAAAUUAAAUAAACAGACAACUUGUGUUAGUGUGUGCUUAAUAUAUCUCAUUAACUUUGAUAAACCAUUUCUCAGUUUUACUAUUCUUGUUGGUUUUUUUUUUUUUUUUUUUUUACAAUAUUGGGUUUAGGAAAAAAACAAAAGUGACUGAAAAAACUAUUUUGAGACAAUUAUUUCAUUUCAUGAAGGUCAAGACCAUUAACUUGUGUGCAAAAUUUUAGAUCAUUUGCUCACUCCAUUUAUUCUUAUUGUGAAAAAUGGUUCAAAUUUGAAAACACUUUUCACUUAAAUGGGGCAAAGAAUGGCACAAAAAUUCGAUUUUUAGUUUAUUUCAGAGUAUAUUUCUUUGUUAUCUCUUGCACAUCUCUCUGUUUUAAGUGUCCAAGUUUAUUUAUGUGAGAAAUUUGAAUUUUAUAUUUUUAGUCUUUUGGACCUCAGUGGAGUUCCUUUAAAGGGUCAAGUAUUUAUCAAUAUAUUUACAUAUUUGUAAUUUAAUGUUUAUUGUAUAUCAGUAAACUGGCUUGAUUGUAGGUCUGUCUUUUUACACCAUAGCAUUUAAUUAGAAUAAAUUCGUUGAAAGAAAAGUGAAAGCUUACAUUUCAAAAAUGUUAUAUUGUUUAUAUAAAAAGCUGUACUUUAUUGUAACUGUUAAAAAGGAUCUUCUAGUAGUUUGGGUGAAUAUUUUAUUAUGUUAUUGCAUUUGCAAGAAGAAUAAUUUCCAAUUUUCGUUGUUUGGUAGAAUAUUUAAUAGAGGAUAUUGAAUGAGUGUAAGUUCAAUACUAAAUUUAUUGCACGAGUUGAAUAAAAUUAUAUUAUGUGAGCCUCUGACGAGCAUAAUAUUAUUUAAUUCAACGAGUGCAAUAAAUUCAGUAAUGAACCCACACAAAUUUAAUAUUCUAUUUAUCACAUACCAAAAAUAAAGACUGUUUAAAGUGAAAUAAGAGUCAUUUUUCAUUGACGCGCCUAAAGAAUACUAGUAACGCUAACAUUAAGCGCGUCUUUACGCUAAGUUUGUAUAACACUUGUCAUGUCAAAAUAUAUGCACGGCCAUGCAAUACCUUAUUUACGGAGUCGCAAAAUCGGCACGGGUGUGUGAUGAAUUAUGUUAUUGCAUUUGUUGCAAAAAGAAAAUAAUUAUUUUCAAUUUCAAUUUAUAAAAACAGUUACUUUUUAAAGAAUGAAAAAACAAGUGCAUCUUUGAUCAGCUUUGAUAAAAAAAAAAGAAAUCUUGCAAACAUUUAACUUUGCUGAAAAUUUCAAAGGAAACCUCAAAUUCUCCAUGUGUUUUUCCAACAUUUUACCAUUUUCCCUCUGAAAUUUCUCUGCCAUUUUAAAAUUUCCAAAAUAGUAAAGUCUUAGGGAGCACAAGAAGUUUUUUUAUGUGUUGUUACUUUGAAUUGUCCUAGGCAAUUUGUGAGAAAUAAAUUAAU